UACUGCUGAGGCCAUCCCAAAGACAUGGAAAUACUAAACCCAGCACAAUGAUAUUGAGUUGCAGCCGAGGGAUUUAGAGAAGCAAGCCAUACCACACAUUCCCUUCCUCUAUUCUCUUCAAAUUGCAUGACAUUAUAUGUACUAAUUAAUGGUCCUUCUAUGCGACCAUAGCACAAAAUAAACCCAGAGAGGGAACCAAAAGAUGUUGACAAAACGCUCUGGUACCAAUGGGUUUAUUGCAAGGGUGAGAAGUGCACCCUCGUUUGCCUGGAUAUUUCCCACUUUCUUUCUAUUCCUUAUUUCUUUCUUCUCUUCUGGCUCUCUCUCCUGCACAUUCACUAUAACAAACAACUGCCCCCAUACCAUAUGGCCAGGUACACUAGCCGGUUCGAGCUCAGCGCAGCUUCUGACCACCGGAUUCCGAUUGGACUCUGGUCAAACCAUUAGGAUUCCGACCGUUCCAGGAUGGUCUGGUCGAAUAUGGGGCAGGACGGGCUGCGUAUUUAAUGAGUUGGGAGUUGGCACCUGCCAAACUGGUGACUGCGGCGGAAGGCUGGAGUGUGACGGAAAUGGAGCCACCCCGCCUGCAUCGCUCUUUGAGAUUACCCUGGGAAGAGGCAACGAUAAAGAUUUCUACGACGUGAGCAUUGUGGAUGGGUAUAAUUUGCCGCUUGUUGCUGCCCCCUACGGUGUCUUUGGGGGUUGCAAUGCCACCGGCUGUACCUCCAAUAUCAACAUGGGAUGCCCAAAGGAGCUGCAGGUGGUGGGAGGGGGUGGGGAGGGAGAGCGAGAGGGAGUGGUCGCAUGUAGGAGUGCGUGUGAGGCAUUUGGGCUAGAUCAGUACUGCUGCAGUGGAGAGUUUGCCAACCCAACAACGUGCAGACCAACCUUCUAUUCGAGCAUAUUCAAAAGGGCUUGUCCCAGGGCCUAUAGCUACGCUUUUGACGAUGGCACCAGCACAUUCACAUGCAAAGCAUAUGAUUAUGAUAUUAUCUUCUGUCCCGAUGUCAAUGGGAUGAAGAGAUCAAAUAGUGGAUUUACUUUUUCAUCAAUUCAAGAGAGCAGUAAUGCAGAGACCAGAAGGAUGGUUUCCUCUGCAUUUAUAUUUUUAGCCUUUUCGAUGUCAACCCUUCUCAUCUUAAAUAUACAACUCUAAACAGAACAUGUCUUCAUAACAACGCUGUUGUGAACUGAUAAUUCAAAUGCAAAAGAACCUCCAUGUGGCUCCAAGCAUUGGGGUAAAAAAAAAAGAAUCAAGCAGCACACAAUGGCAUUGAAGGGAGGGAAAAGAGAGAAUUCAUCUUCAGAAAAGCUUCUCAAGAGAUUAUCACCUGCAAGGGUGUGCUAAACUGUUCAUGGAUCAUGUUGGAGCUUACAAGAUAACCUGGAGCAAGAUCAAGAACCAAACUAAAUACACCAAGCUGUUAUAACUAAUAUGGGCAGUUAGAUUAGUUGCCCAAUGGUUGUUAUUGUAUCUAUAUAAGGAGCCUACUUGUAUACCAUAUAAUUCAAUUCAAUGAAGAUAAGAAAUAUUAUUCUUCUUGCUUU
Messenger RNA from Malania oleifera, 1548 nucleotides. RefSeq names its product pathogenesis-related thaumatin-like protein 3.5. Gene Ontology annotation, cellular component: extracellular region. The transcript has 3 exons. The coding region runs from base 203 to 1156 and encodes 317 amino acids. Gene Ontology annotation, biological process: defense response. The record is from RefSeq and is a predicted model, not a curated record. Lineage: Eukaryota; Viridiplantae; Streptophyta; Magnoliopsida; Santalales; Ximeniaceae.